CGCCGCGUGCUGUGGACGGACGGGUUGGAGCGAGCGUGGCGUGCGUCUGCACACAGACAGACAAAGACGGCGAACCGGAGGAGCAGAACAGGAGCGAGCUCGUCGCGUUAUUCUGCUCCAGUGCUGCACGCCCCGAUAACAUGAACCGAGAGCCCGAGCGAGAGACGCCGACACGAGAAGCGUGAUUUCAGCGAGUUUGAUUUUUAGCGCUUUUACAGCGAACAGUUUAUCUUUAUAACUAGCAGCUCCGCUAGCAGUUAGCCAUCAUCAUCCUUACAAUCAUCCAGAAAACUCGAGAAAAAAGAGCAGCGGGAGAAUUUAAGAAAGCACGGUUGGUUUGUUGUCUGAUGCACGUGCGGGCUCUACUAUGCCUAGCCCCCUGUUCCACCCUGACAUCAUGGAUCACGAUAUGGUAGUGAGCAGCACGAGCCAAUCCACUCUGCCACCCCCACGGGACACGGAUCAAGAGUCCCGGGAUGAAGAGCAUCAAGAGGCGCUGCGCUUCGCCCUGGAUCAGCUGUCACUCAUGCCGAUCGAGAAGGUCGAUUGUCUGGACGGGACACCGCCGGGCACAGAGAACGGCGGAUACGUCGACUUACUGAUGCUCGAGCACGCCAACGGGUCACGGGAGUCGCCCGGUUCUUGCUCUCCAUCCCCAGAGUAUUACGGUUCGGGAGGCAGCGGUGGGUACCACAUGGCCGGGUCCAUCCUCGGGGAACAAAGCUCCGCGCUGCGAAAGAGGAGCGUCAACAUGACCGAGUGCGUGCCCGUGCCCACGUCAGAGCAUGUGGCAGAAAUUGUCGGACGACAAGGUUGCAAGAUUAAAGCAUUACGAGCAAAAACAAACACCUACAUCAAGACCCCCGUGAGAGGAGAAGAGCCCGUGUUUAUUGUGACCGGCAGACGUGAAGAUGUGGAAAUGGCCAAGAGAGAGAUCGUUUCUGCGGCCGAGCACUUCUCGAUGAUACGGGCCUCGCGCUGUAAAGCGGGCGGGAGCGGUCCGGGUUCGGGCGGCACGCUCCCUGGACCUCCUAACCUGCCUGGCCAGACCACCAUUCAGGUGCGAGUUCCCUACAGAGUUGUCGGGCUGGUUGUGGGUCCCAAAGGAGCCACUAUCAAGCGCAUCCAGCAGCAAACCCACACUUACAUCGUCACGCCCAGCCGCGAAAAAGACCCGGUGUUCGAGGUGACCGGGAUGCCGGAAAACGUGGACAGAGCCCGCGAGGAAAUCGAAACGCACAUCACGCUCCGUACGGGCGCCUUCGUGGACCUGCAAGGUGACAACGACUUCCACAGCAACGGCACCGACGUCAGUUUGGAGGGUCUCGGGGCACUGGGACUGGGCGCAACGCUGUGGUCUCGUGCCAGCCACUCGGCACCUCCUCAUGGCUCCCACCACCAUUCUACACGCAAGGUGUCUUCUGCGUCUUACUCCAACGGUGCGCUGAGUUCCGAGUCUUUCUCUGCGCCGCGGCGAGCGACAGAUGGCGGCAGCCCUACAAGUCCCUUCAGUACUAGCAGCGCUGGCGGCAGUUUCUCAUUCAGUGGCGACACAGCCCCCGUCCUCCCCGGCACCUCCGAAGACCUGGGUUUCGAGUUACCCGGCGGUAACAUCUGGGCUCCGUUUGUCAACGGCGGAAAGCAGCAGCAGCCGUCGCAGCUUCGUCGCAACAGUAGCGGCCUCAGCGUGGGUGCCGUGACCCCGCGCGUGUCGCCCACCCUGCCCUCCGACCCCUCAUGCGUCGACCACCCACUGGCGCGCCGUGCACAGAGCGACCCCCUCAGCGCCCUCUCCUGGCUGCAAUCGGGCGGUGGGUCAUUCUCAGGUGGCAGCAGCAGCAGCGGCGGGAGCUCGACGGGUUACUCUUCCUGCUCGGCCUCCUCGUUGCCCGGCGGUUCGCCCACUGACUCCGAGGGAGGAAGCAGCGGCAUGGGCAUCGCGUCCUCUAUGCUGGGGCGACUGAAAGCGAGCGGCCUGGCUGUUGUGGUGCCCGGCGGUAGCAGGGACUGUUACGUGUGCUGCGAGAGCGAGGUGACCGCCGCGUUGGUUCCUUGCGGGCACAACCUCUUUUGCAUGGAUUGCGCCGGGCAGAUAUGCCAGUCGCAAGAGCCCGAGUGUCCAGUUUGCCGCACCCCUGCCACGCAGUGCAUCCGAAUCUUCUCUUAAUGCCCGGAAGAGAUGAAACUCCACAUCUAUCGAGGACUGCCUUCGUCGGAUUGACAGUGAUUAUUAGAUGACACUAUUGUGAAGUUAUUGACAAUAAUAAUAAUAAUAAUAAUAACUCUGAUGCCAUGUUAUUAGCGACUCAAGUACUUUUCUUGGACUUUUUUCUUGGAACUGAAGAUCAAACAGUGUCUUAUCUUUAGCCCUUCAUCUUCGUUUGGUCGUAUUUAACGCUUCUUUUUUCAUUACGCCUUCAUGCGACUGCAACCGGUUGCUUUUUUGCUUGCAACUUUUUCUACUUGCAGAUAUUUUUCGACUUUUACUCUCACAUAAGACUGCACUUUUUUCCUAACGUCUUGAAUCGUUAGAAGGUUGGCAAUGCAGUUGUUUUUUAAAUUAUUUUUAAAUUCUCUUUUGUUGCUUUUUUAUUAUAAUUUUUUUAAUUUUGGGCGACGCCCGCAUCAACAACAACAACAUGCUUGGAAAUGCGAGGCUGCAUAAACGUUUAGACCAAAAUAUUCGAGAGAUUCCUGUUUUAUUACGAAUGAAGAAUGAAACACUUAAUAUUUAUACAUGUCAAGAGUUGAUAUCCAACUGAAUAGUUAUUGUUGAAUCUUAACUAGAUAGACUAGUACAAUGUUAUAAAUCUCAUGUUUGCUCUCGGUCAUCACACUACCUUUAUACUCCACUAGAUGACGUGAGAGUUUAUUUUAAGGGAACAAUGAUUUCGUCAGAUGUUUGUUCAUUCCCAGAGUCUUCACUCCUGAUACAGGGUUGUUAGUAUUUCAGAUGACGACAUCUUUAUCUGUUACAAUUUUACUGUUAGAGACUUUUUUUGUGGUAAGACUGGAUGUUGUGGGCAGCACAGGUGUUGACUCCGCCCCUCGUCAAAUCACAUGACUUAUUAUUGAAUUAUAAGAUAGAUGUUUGUAACUUGACAUGAAUGUUUUCUUUGUUGUGGAUGUGUGUGUGUGUGUGCGCGUUUUUAAACCGACUGUUGUAGAGCCAUCCUAAUAGUGCACUGCGACACAUUGAAAUGUUCUUUUGUAUUUUCGGGGGGUCUGUCGCGUUCCCCUCGGGUCAGGCUGGAGUAAAAGUCUGUCUUCCGGCUCUGUCGCAAGAGCUUUCGGUCUCAUCCUGAGGUUAAACUUUUGACAUUUGCAUCCUGCAGCGCGCGCACUUACUCUCUAAUCCCUCAGCCGCCUGUGAACGUAGCCGUGUUUGUUUUUAUGAAGCGAAUCAAAUCUGUAGCCCUUGACAGGCGUACGUGACGAGCCGUUGGGCCGCUGUACUCUAAAGGGCUUCUGGUUAUACACUACACACUUCAGGUCAUAUCUUUAAUAAUAAACAGGAUAAAUCGUCCCGACACGAUCCGUAUGGCAGCUAUAUCAUCCAGGGCUUCCAUACGUAUAGUGAUGAUGUCCAAACGCUGAAGGGACUUUUCCCAUUUUAACUUUUUGGUAUAAAUUCUGCUUUGCAUGUUUUUUUGAUAGGAGAACACCUGAGUUUGGUUUCCUGAUAUAUUUUUGCAUUAAUGGAUUGUGCCGGUCAGAACGGAGAGAGUAGACGGUGCCUUUCGAGGUCAUGAGACUGACUCAUCUGUUAAAUGAAGAUUGUUUUUGAUAUAUAUAUAUAUAUAUAUCCGGCUGUGAUGCAUACACGUUCAUACUCUUCCGAUUCUUAAGUGCAGAGAUUACACUUUAAAUGUGGAAAGAGGUCAGAGUAUUUUGUAUAGAGAGCCAUCUGAGCCGUUUUCUCCCCGUGUUUGUGUUUUAGAGGGCCAUCAGGAAGAUGAUGAUGAUGAUGUUUGUUCUUAGUUAGGAUUGAUGAUGAUCUGGUUCAGAAGAGGUGAGGUGUUGUGGUGUAAAUGGUCCAGAAAGUAGCUGUAGUUUUCUGUUCUCGUGUCUGUGGCAUGUUUUGGCAUCUCGAUCGGCGAUGAAGGUCAUGUGACUCCAUCACGGCGGAGCAGAAUUUUGGGAUUGACCUGAAGCUGGAUUAUUUGCCUUUUCCCCAAGGUUUAAAAACAGGGUUUAAUGUGGAUUUGUUUUCAGAGGAGAUCUCAGGCAGAUUAGCAUAGGAAAGACGUCAAACGCUGUUUUCCCAUCGGUUUUGCCCUCUACUCUGUUUUUGCUUUAACUUCUUUCUUAUUGUUUUUUAUGCCAAACCAAAAGUUGUUUCAAUAAGAAAAUUCAAGGCCUAAUUGUAAAUAUUCUGAAUACAAUCAUUAGGAUUUGUUUUCAAAAAGUACAAAACUGAAAAGGUUAAUGUAGUUUUUAAAACAUGUAUCAUUAUUUGUAACUUAACGCUCUCUCUUUUUCUCUCUCUCUCUCUAUCUCUCUGCAUGUCUUGAAGCCAUCAGGCGUUCGCUAAUAAUUUUCUAAAAAUGAAAAGACAAAAAACUUUUUUUACACAUUUUAUUUUUACAAUUUAUUUGCUUACCUUGACAUGAAUAUCCCAGAUUAUAAUGUGACCCUUUUAUUACAACAAAUUUAUCUUUAUUUUCCAUAUUUCCGUUUCCUGUGUACAACAUAUAGGCAAUUUAUAACAAAAUGAGAAAAAAUUAUUGAAGAAAUUUAAAAUUGAAAUAUAUUUUAUUUGAAAGUUUAUGGACCUUUUAACCGUGAGCUGGAACAAUUGUAUACACGCAUAUCAUUUGAGCUGACUUUACGGUUAUAAGAAAUGUAUCGAGAGUUUUAUUUUUUAUGCUUCUUUAAUAAAAUCUUGUUUUUCGUUUUUUGUUUUUGUACUGUAAAACAAUAAUCCUGUAUCUGCGUGUCUUUAUUUACUGUUGAACAGAAGACUUCAGUCCUAAACUUUAUCUCCAGCUGAAGACUCAAAGUGUUUCAUGUGUUUUACUCUGUUCUUAAGUCUCUGCUAUUCUAGACAUUUUGGGGUGCUUUCCCUGACAGAGAUUAUCUUAAAACAGGACUAGACCUUAGUUUAAUUAUGAAAUAGAAUUAGUUUUAUCGAACAUGCCUUACUAAAACAUUACUUGUGUGCAUUUCGAGUCAAAACAAAGGGCACUGAUGUAUUUUAAGAUAUGUCAGUACAAGUUGUUUUCAGUUCUUAUAUUUAUUUUAGUAUUGGACUGGUCUAAUCCCUGUUUGGGAAACCGCCCCAUAUGUUGUGAAUAAUAACAGAGGAUAAUAAAACUUCUGUUUAAUAGAUUUUUAAAAAAUAAUCAGAGUUCUUUACAAGACAAGAGUCUUCAUCAAUAUUUUCAACUUUAAUUGUAAAUGCAAGAAACAAAUUGUGAUUUAAUGCUGCAACAAUAUUGAAGGAAAAUGUUAUAACGCUUCCUCAUGUCACAUACUGCAUAACAAGUUAAGUUUGUAAAUGUAAUUUCAAUUGUUAAAUAUUUUUAAAAACCUAAAUAUUUU
This is a messenger RNA of Paramisgurnus dabryanus, 5544 nucleotides long. RefSeq names its product RNA-binding protein MEX3B. The record is from RefSeq and is a predicted model, not a curated record. Gene Ontology annotation, molecular function: RNA binding. Lineage: Eukaryota; Metazoa; Chordata; Actinopteri; Cypriniformes; Cobitidae.